GGGCCCCAAGGUGGCUCCACCCAGUGCGAGGGCAGAGCCGUCCCCACCUCGGACUUGGCCUGGGGCAGACGCCGAGACAAACUCAGGAACCUCGCGCAGCCUGGAGCUUGCGACGCGGCGCCGGUGCCAGACUACUGCUUGUCGACUGAUCGCGAGGGCUGCGUGUCCCGGGUCUCAUCCACGACAUGGCUUCCAGCCUGAAGUCAUCCAAGAAAUUGAUCGUUUUCUUAGGAAAAUCGAUGAUUGCUUUUGUGGAGUUUUUGAUUUUCACCAUCAUCCCCAAACCACGGAAGAAUGUUGCUGGUGAAAUCGUGCUCAUCACUGGAGCUGGGAGCGGACUGGGAAGGCUCUUGGCCCUUCGAUUUGCCCACCUUGGAUCCGUGCUGGUUCUCUGGGAUAUCAACAAGGAGGGGAACGAGGAAACGUGCAGGAUGGUGCGGGAAGCUGGAGCCACGAGAGUUUAUGCCUACACUUGCGACUGCAGCCAAAAGGAAAACAUAUACAGAGUGGCCGAGCAGGUUAAAAAAGAAGUUGGCGAUGUCUCCAUCCUAAUCAACAAUGCCGGAGUCGUGACAGGCCAAAGUUUCCUCGACUGCCCAGAUGAAUUGAUAGAAAAGACUUUAGAUGUGAAUUUUAAAGCACAUUUAUGGACUUACAAAUCCUUUCUUCCUGCUAUGAUCGCUAAUGAGCAUGGACAUUUGGUUUGCAUUUCAAGUAUGGCUGGAUUAGUUGGAGUGAAUAAACUGGCAGAUUACUGUGCAAGUAAAUUUGCAGCCUUUGGAUUUGCUGAAUCUGUAUUUAUGGAAAUAGUAGUCAAGAAACUAAAGGGGAUCAAAACCACUAUUGUGUGCCCAUUUUUUAUAAAAACUGGAAUGUUUGAAGGUUGUUCUACUGCCCAUCCUUUCCUGUUACCCCUUCUGGAACCAGACUAUGUAGCUGACAAGAUAGUAGAUGGCAUCCUGACAGACAAAAUAUACUUAAAUGUGCCAAAGUUUAUAUCCUUCCUAUUGUUCUUAAAAAGUAUCUUGCCUACCAAGAUGGCAGUGCUUAUGGCUGACUAUAUGGGCGCUUCUAAUAUGAUGGACACCUUUGUUGGCAAGAACAAGAAAAACUAAAGACCAACUCAAUGGCUGAUAGCUAGCAUUCCAUAAUCCUGAUUUCAAGAAAAGCAUUUUUGUCCAACAGUGUAUCUGGAAACUACAAGUACCAUUCUUUCUCUGCUCUCUGGACUAUUUUCAACCUAUCUGCUUUCUGGUUGUUGUUGUUGUUGUUUAGUUAAAAAAAGAAGAGCCCAUUUUUGUCAUUUCUGCUUGCAACUGAUUUGUUAAGAAAAUGAAUCCUGUCUCUCGAACUGCCCUUCACUUUGGUCAUUGGGGAUAAGGCCCAAGUGGAAGAGGUGGCUUUGCUUGAACCUGCAGCAGGGUACAGUGAGGAGUGAAGAGGAUGGAUGAGUAUUUUGCUUGAAUGCCCUCUAUACAAAGGACACAGAGUUCAGGGUUCCCUGUCACCUUGAGUCCCAUGUCCUUCUUUCCAAAGCCAGCCAUACAAAUCCUUUGUUCUACAUAUCCCAGGUACUCAGACUACAUACCAGUCCCACUCAGGGUAUGUUAGGGGCCACUGUGUCCUGCACAUUCCCUGAAUGAACUUAGUAGGCAGUGAUUUUAGACCAAAUUCUAUGUAGGAGCAUUUUUUUUUUUUCCCCUAGAAGAGAUAAAAGAAUGGUGGCUACUUAUUCGGAAAAUGACAUUCCUCUGAGUUAGAUGAACUGCUGCCUAGUGGACUGGAAAACAUAUUCAUGUGAUUAAUUUCAACUGUUUAAUUUAGUAUUUCAGGGUGAGAUUCGUGUUGUAUUUUUCCACAGAAUGGACAGGUCUAUGAAUUGGCAUUCAUCUGUGAUGCCUUCAUUUCAGAUCUAUUGUAUGCUUACAGUUUAAUGAAUUGGCCAACUGGAGAUUGGAGAUUCACUAUAAAAGGAAGAUUGAGAAAAAUAUGUUAAUUACCAUAUCCCUGAAACUCCUUUCCAGGCUGGGAGGGGCAUCUGCCUUUCGAGAAAAACAGGUGCCUUUGUCUCUUACCUUCUUUUGUGUGGGGAGCAGGAAAGGAUGAGAAGUACCUCAGAAGACUCUUUGAGAGUCAAAAGAAACAAGUCGUGAAUAUCUUGGGGGUAAGAUGCUCUUAGAAAGGCAGUGGCCUCAGGGAAUAUGGAAGCUGGAAUCCACUGUGGACUGAUUUAGCUUGAGCUGCCUGAGUGAUUCUGACAACUCUGCCCCUAUAUUUCCUGUCCAUGCAGAAAGCCUCCAAAAAGAGGGAGAGGGGGAAAAAAACAACAAUAACAACAACUUGUUUUAUAAUAAUAAAAGUAAUAGCUGAGGUUUUAUUGUGCCUGGCACAAAUCUAUGCCCCCAACACACAUUAUUUCUCUAAACAAGCAUAUCACACCAUUACUCAAGGAAUAAUGAAGGUAUUUGGUGUAUGCUGAAGAAUAAAAGACAUUUUAUUU
Lutra lutra (Eurasian river otter) is the source of this 2500-nucleotide messenger RNA. It is a transcript of the gene SDR16C5, whose product is annotated as short chain dehydrogenase/reductase family 16C member 5. Gene Ontology annotation, biological process: retinol metabolic process; retinal metabolic process. The record is from RefSeq and is a predicted model, not a curated record. Gene Ontology annotation, cellular component: lipid droplet. The transcript is spliced from 7 exons. NCBI's taxonomy places the organism in Eukaryota, Metazoa, Chordata, Mammalia, Carnivora, Mustelidae. Gene Ontology annotation, molecular function: all-trans-retinol dehydrogenase (NAD+) activity. The coding region runs from base 186 to 1115 and encodes 309 amino acids.